This is a messenger RNA of Lathyrus oleraceus (garden pea), 3300 nucleotides long. RefSeq names its product G-type lectin S-receptor-like serine/threonine-protein kinase At4g03230. The coding region runs from base 111 to 3083 and encodes 990 amino acids. Gene Ontology annotation, molecular function: protein serine/threonine kinase activity; ATP binding. The record is from RefSeq and is a predicted model, not a curated record. Lineage: Eukaryota; Viridiplantae; Streptophyta; Magnoliopsida; Fabales; Fabaceae. Gene Ontology annotation, cellular component: plasma membrane. Gene Ontology annotation, biological process: protein phosphorylation; recognition of pollen. The transcript is spliced from 8 exons.
UUCAAAUUUUCUCGACAUUUGACUGAUAUCAAAUUAUCUUCUCAACUUAAUUAAGCAGGACUAAUCCUAGAUACAACAUUCAUCAAGUAGUAGUCUUAUACUUACUAAAUAUGAAAACCUUUCUUCUGUUUUCCCUUCUUUUCUGGCUGCUAUACUUUAAAUUAUGUUCAGCUAGAGAUACUUUGAUCUUUGGCCAGAACAUAUCUCAAGACAACUCAGAGAACCUUGUUUCAAUUGGCAAAAAAUUUCAACUCGGUUUUUUCUCCUUACCAAUUGAAAGUGAUGGAAGCACCACAACUCUUAAAAAAUACCUUGGAAUAUGGUAUAACAGUUUGGAACCACAAACAGUAGUAUGGGUAGCCAAUAGAAACAAGCCUAUUGUAGAUUCCAAUGGAGUUUUUCAAAUUUCACAGGAUGGAAAUCUUGUAGUAGCAGAUGCAUCACAGAGUUAUUGGUCCACAGAAUUAAAAGUGUCCUCGUCAAGAAACUGCGUAGUCAAGCUCUUGGAUUCUGGAAACCUAGUGCUAAUGGAUGAUGAUCAUCGUUAUUUGUGGCAGAGCUUUCAACAUCCAACAGAUACAUUUCUUCCUGGUAUGAAAAUGGACAUAAAUUUAACAUUGAGUUCUUGGAAAAACGAGCACGAUCCAGAAAGCGGAAGCUUCAUCUUUAAGCAGGCUCAAAGAGGGGACUAUUCAGAUUUUAUAAUAAACAACCGGUCACAGCUUUACUGGUCAUUUGAUGGACACAAUUCAGAUAAGAUGCUCCAUAUCAUUCUUUCCUUGCUGGAAGACGCGACAUCUUAUUCAUCGUACAACAGGUUAUUUAACAAAACCAUCAAACAAGAAACCUUUAAUUAUAAUAAAUCAAGGCUGUUGAUGAAUUCCAGUGGAGAGAUACAAUUUUGGAAGUGGGAUGAAAGCAUUCAAUUUCAAUGGGUUAAGGUGUGGUGCCGGCCGUCUGAUAAAUGUGACAUAAAUAACUAUUGUGGUAACUUUAGCAGCUGCAACAAAAAUAAUUGGAAACCAUGUAAGUGUCUGCCAGGAUUCCGUCCCAGGUUGUCGGGUCAUAACUACGUCGGAGAACGCUUUCAAGGGUGUGUUAGAAAAUCAUCAACGCCGUGUGUCAGUGCCAGUGCCACAACCAACAAUAACAUGACAUUCUUCAACUUAACAAAGAUAAAAGCAGGAAAACCAGACAUAGGAUUCUUAUCAGAAACCGAAGGAAGUUGUCAAUCUCAAUGUCUUAACAUGUGUCCGUGCAACGCUUAUUCGUAUAAUUCUUCUUAUUAUGAUCGUAGUUACUCCAUAUGCUGGAUAUGGACACGACAAUUACCUAUGCUUCAAGAGGAGCAAGACGAUGGCCAGGAUUUUUCGGUCCUAGUCAAGAGAUCGGACAUAGAAUCAACUGCAAAAUCAUGUGGACCUUGUGGCACAUACAUAAUUCCUUAUCCGCUAAGCACCGGGCCGACUUGUGGAGAUCCUAUGUACAACAAGUUCAAUUGUAAUUCGUUGACAGGGCAGGUUAGUUUCAUGAUGCAAGAUGGAAAAUCAUAUCGAGUUACCUCGAUUGAAGAAGUGGAUAGAAAGUUCUACAUCAAAACAAAUGAUUCAGAUCGCUGCGAUGAUUCCAGUUCCAAUAGUUAUCAAGAUGAUAAAACUAGCUCACCAUUUAUUGUGACUAAUUGGUGUUCUACGCAAGACGAAAUAGAACUCAAUUGGACACCAGCACCAGAACCACUUUGUGAUAAGUAUUUUGGCUGCAAAAACUGGUCUCAUUCCACAUGCAUUGCAAAUAGGUGCCACUGCGAUUCAAAAUAUUCGUGGAACGCCUCAAGUUUAAGUUGUAUCCAAGAAUCAUCAAGAAACCAUUCAACCAAUCGAUCGCGAAUGAUUCUUGGAAUAAUUUGUAUAGCCAUCAUUAUCCUAACAUGUAUAGGAGUGCUUGCUUAUGUGAGAAGAAACAAAAUAGCCAACAGGCUUGAUAAGGUGAGCGUUCGAAUUCAAGAGAGCUUAUACGACAGUGAAAAACAUGUGAAAGAUUUGAUCGGCUUAGGAAGCUUAGAAGAAAAUGAAGGUGAAAGCAUUGAAGUACCUUAUUAUACCUUUAGAAGCAUUCGAGCAGCUACAAAUAAUUUCUCAGAUUCAAACAAGCUUGGACAAGGAGGUUAUGGUCCUGUUUAUAAGGGAAGAUUUCCUGGAGGACAAGAUAUUGCUAUAAAGAGGCUUUCGAGUGUUUCAACUCAAGGCUUGCAAGAAUUUAAAAAUGAGGUUGUUUUGAUUGCUAAACUUCAACAUCGAAAUCUUGUUAGACUUAGGGGUUAUUGCAUUAAAGGAGAUGAAAAAAUCUUGCUAUAUGAAUACAUGUCAAACAAGAGCUUGGACUCAUUUAUAUUCGACCGAACACGGACUGUACUUUUGGAUUGGAAAUUGCGGUUUGAUAUUAUUAUAGGCAUUGCUCGGGGGAUGCUUUAUCUUCAUCAGGACUCGAGAUUGAGAGUGAUUCAUAGAGAUCUUAAAGCAAGUAACAUUCUCUUGGAUGAGGAUAUGAUCCCAAAGAUAUCAGACUUUGGUCUUGCUAAGAUAUUUGGGGGAAAAGAGACCGAAGCAAGUACGGAAAGAGUAGUUGGAACCUAUGGAUAUAUGGCACCGGAAUAUGCUUUGGAUGGAUUGUUUUCAGUUAAAUCAGAUAUUUUUAGCUUUGGUAUAAUCCUACUAGAGAUUCUCAGUGGUAAAAAGAACACAGGUUUCUAUCGGUCGCAAGAAAUUGCUAGCCUUUUGAGUUAUGCAUGGAGAUUAUGGACAGAGAAUAAACUACUGGAUUUAAUGGACUUUGCUAUAUGUGAAUCGUGUGAUAAGAAUCAAUUUAUCAAGUGUGCGCAUGUUGGGCUCUUAUGCGUACAAGAUGAACCAGGUGAUCGACCUACAAUGUCAUAUAUUUUAACAAUGCUCAAUAGUGAGACUUCAACCAUACCAAUUCCAAAACAACCAACAUUUUUCACGAGCAAACACCAUUCUUGCACUUCUUCUUCUAGCAAGUUAGAAAUAAAUAUGCAUUUUGAUACCAGUUAUCAAGUAGGUCGAUAGUGUGAGAAAGAAGUCAUCAUCUAGCUUGUAAUUCAGUGUAGCAAUAGAUCAACUCAAGUCUUCCUUUGCUUACUUUCAUCCCUCAUGAAGUAAAACUAGUUCUCUAUAUGUUAGCUUCUAUUAUGGGCAACUGAGUUUUUAUCCAAACUUAUAGAUACCUUAUUAUCACCAACAACUGAAUCGGUUUCUUAAUAUGAUAUGUUGUUUUUUUCUUUGA